Molecule: messenger RNA, 5178 nt
Organism: Manis javanica (Malayan pangolin)
Lineage: Eukaryota; Metazoa; Chordata; Mammalia; Pholidota; Manidae
Gene: SLCO4C1
Product: solute carrier organic anion transporter family member 4C1
Biological process (GO): transmembrane transport; sodium-independent organic anion transport
Cellular component (GO): basolateral plasma membrane
Molecular function (GO): protein binding
Source: RefSeq, a predicted model, not a curated record
GCCAGGGCGGGACGUGGGUCCUGCCGCUCGGACGCGCGCGAGUUCGGAGAACUCCGUCGGGCCAUGGAGAGCAGCAAAGGCAUCGAGAACCCGGCUUUCGUCCCCUCCAGCCCAGACACCCCUCGCCGGGUGUCUGCAUCGCCCUCUUACGUCGAGGUCUCUGCCCUGCCCACCGACAGCCCAAGAGAGGAUUCGCAGCCCCAGGAGCCUCAGAUGCCGCAGAAGUCACCGGAGCUACCGCUGCCUUCAGCCACUGCCCCUGGCUCCCACGGGCCGGCCGGGCCGGCGUCGCUGUCCGCGUGCGAGGAGGGGCCCUACGGAUGGGGGAACUUCCAGCCCCGGUGCCUCCAGCGCUGCAACACGCCCCAGGGCUUUCUGCUGCACUACUGCCUCUUGGCCGUCACGCAGGGUGUUGUAGUAAAUGGCCUAGUAAAUAUUAGCAUUUCCACUAUUGAGAAGCGCUAUGAAAUGAAGAGUUCUCUGACAGGCCUGAUAUCAUCAAGCUAUGACAUCUCCUUCUGUUUGCUGUCUUUAUUUGUAUCUUUCUCGGGUGAAAGAGGACACAAACCAAGAUGGCUUAUGUUUGCUUCGUUUAUGAUAGGCCUGGGAGCACUUGUAUUUUCAUUGCCCAAAUUUUUUAGUGGAAAAUACGAGUUGGGGUCCCUUUUGGAAGAUACUUGCUUAACAACAAGGAAUAGAACCAGCUGUACCUCUUCAAGUUCUUCACUUUCCAACUACUUGUAUGUCUUCAUCUUGGGGCAACUAUUACUAGGAGCAGGAGGAACUCCUCUCUACACCCUGGGAACAGCCUUUAUUGAUGAUUCUGUUCCCACACACAAAUCUUCUCUCUAUAUAGGAAUUGGCUACUCUAUGUCAGUAUUAGGACCUGCUAUUGGCUAUGUGUUGGGAGGACAACUGCUAACAUUGUACAUUGAUGUCAGUAUGGGACAAAGCACUGCUGUUACUGAAGAUGAUCCACGAUGGCUGGGGGCGUGGUGGAUUGGAUUUCUUAUAGCUUGGGUCUUUGCUUGGUCUUUGAUAAUGCCUUUUUCUUGCUUUCCAAAACAUUUACCAGGUACAGCAAAAAUUCAAGAUGGAAAAAUUUCUCAGGCUCAUCAGAAUAACAAUAGUCACUUAAAAUACACAGAUGAAAAUUUUGGAAAAAGUUUUAAAGAUUUUCCAGCUGCUCUAAAGAAUUUGAUGAGGAAUACUGUCUUCAUGUGUUUAGUUUUAUCAACUUCUUCAGAAGCCUUAAUUACUACUGGUUUUGCUACAUUUUUACCUAAAUUUAUAGAAAAUCAAUUUGGAUUAUCAUCCAGCUUUGCAGCUACCCUUGGAGGGGCUGUUUUAAUUCCUGGGGCUGCGCUUGGUCAGAUUUUAGGUGGUAUCCUUGUUUCAAAACUAAAACUGACGUGUAAAAACACAAUGAAGUUCGCUUUACUCGCAUCUGCAAUUGCACUUGCACUAAGUUUUGUAAUUCUUUUUGCCAACUGUGAAAAUGAGCCAUUUGCUGGUCUGUCUGAAACAUAUAAUGGGACGGGAGAACAGGAAAACUUGACUGCUCCUUGUAAUACCAAUUGUAACUGCUUGCGAUCAUAUUAUUAUCCUGUCUGUGGAGUAGACGGAAUCCAGUAUUUUUCUCCCUGCUUUGCAGGCUGUAAAAAUACGAGUUCAAAAAGAAGUCCAAAGGUGUAUCACAAUUGUUCCUGUAUUGGAAGGAAAGUAGAAAUAAUACCUACUGCAGCAAGUACUGGUUUUGAAGCUAAAGCUGGAAAAUGUGAAACUCGAUGUAUAUACUUGCCCGUAUUCCUUGGUGUUUUCUUUUGUAUAGUGAUUUUUACCUUUAUGGCUGGUACUCCUAUAACUGUGUCCAUCCUAAGGUGUGUUAAUCACCGACAACGGUCUCUAGCACUGGGAAUACAGUUUAUGUUGCUUCGAUUAUUAGGCACAAUCCCUGGACCAAUUAUAUUUGGUACCACAAUAGACAGCACAUGCAUUCUCUGGGAUAUUAAUGAAUGUGAAAUUAAAGGAGCUUGCUGGGUUUAUGAUAACUUGAAGAUGGCCCAUAUGCUAGUGACCAUAAGUGUUAUUUGUAAAAUCAUCACCAUUUUCUUCAAUGGGCUUGCAGUCUUUUUGUAUAAACCACCACCAUUAGGCAUGGAUGUGUCACUUCAAAAUCAGAAUACAGUUGUGACUACUGUAUCAGUAGAAUAUGAUCUCAACCAAGCAGGAAAUGAAGGGUGAAAUAGAAAAAGAAGAGACUUUUACAGCUGGAAAAUUUGCCUCCAUUUGUAAGAGUGCACAUUGCCAUUGCAGCAUUAUCCUGCCAGUAUGGACUAUCAUAUUUUAAAAAUCGAUAUUUUAUAACUGAAUGUGUUUUCUGUUUAUGUUUGGACUUCUAUUUUCUUUUGAUGUCAAAAACAGACCUGUGCCUUCAAAGCUCACCAAAAGCCUUAACAGAUACACACAUGCUGUCACUCAUAUAUACACAUUUUCCCAUUUUCUAGGUAUGAAAACCCCAAUAAACUAUACUAGAAAAAAAAAGGGCCAAUGAUUAUUUAAAGCUUACAUUUUAAAAGCAAAGUGAUGUUAUUGUGUCCCUCUUAUGACUUGUUUUAUUAUUGUUGCCAAUAGUUUGGGCUUAUUUAGAAAAUAUAUGAUAUAAAAUUUUCAACCAAUCAAACAUAUGUGAUUAUUUUCAAGAACUAUUACUGAAAGUUCAUGAAUUCAAAAAUAGCUGAAUAAUAUUAUUUAUUUUAAGUUUUACAUAUACUGUUCUGUUCUCUAUCAGUUACUGAACUGUUAGACUAUAGGAUAAUUAUCUUGUGUCCCAGUAAAUAGUGAACACAGAAAUAUCAGCAUUUUAUAUAGUUUCACAUUAACUCAAGAAUUCUAGGAGGUGAUUUGUUGAUAUUGCCUAUUUUUAACAAGUACCUUUUAUGAUUCUCUGCUAGUAUUCAGUUACAUGUCUUACGGAGAAAAGAACCAGCUUCAUUAAGAAAAGUGCCAGUUAGAGACGAAAAGUUCUUUUUCAGUGUCAUAGAUACAUUUUCUUUGAAAAGAUUUCCUGAUGACCUAUUGAUUGAUGUUUAUAUACUCAGUGAUUUUUCUCAUUUGAAAACUGAUCACCUAGUAUUUUACUUAUAGCACCUAAGAGUGCUUUGCUCAUAGUAGGCAUGUAUUAUUGUUGUUUGACUAAAACAGAAAACUUAACUCUUUAUCUGAUCUAUUCAUUUGAGAGAUAAAGCAUUUCAUGUAUUUGAUAAUAUUUGAUCACAUAUUUGAUUACACUCCAUUUAUGUAAGUCAGACAUAGGCCAAUUUUAUUUACUCAGAAUGUGGAGGAAACAGAUCAGUGAACAUCAGCAAAAGUAAAUUCUUACCUGGUCAAGAACUUUACUGAUUAAAAGACUGUUUAAGUUCAUACCCAUUUGAAGUUUUCAUAAAAAUAAGGUUACUAAUUUAAUAAGAUUCAUUAUCAGCUUUCCCUAGGUUAGCUUUUUGGAAGCAUUGUGUUAGUUACACUGUGAUCAGAAUAACAGAGGAAAUGAAACCAGGACUAGAUGGACUAGUAAUGUAACAGAGCAUAAGAGUUUGUUUGGUGGUAAGCCAAUGAUGAAUCAAGAAAUUAGUAGUAUUUGUGAACUGAAAUGUAAGGAGUGAAUUGGAGUUAGGCAAGCAAGCACACUUGAGUAUUAAAUAAUUAGAAGAGCACAGUGGGUCAGGAAUCAGAGACAGAGCUACUUCGACCAGGAACAUUUGAACACCAGAGGUUGAAGCCAGAUGGGUAGUCAAAACCUAGGCAUUUGGGAAGCAGGAAAUUUAUAGCAACCAAAGAAGCAAUGAAAGGUAGGCAGGGGAACCUCAAGCCUGUGACACCUCAAUUCAGGAACAACUUUCCCACCCAGUCAGAGACAUCUUAAAUGCUGCUUCCUGUUGGAGCCAAGGCUAAAAGGGGAGUUUAGGCUUUCGGUGCCCUGUAUAUGGAAGCAGGGAAUUGAAUAGAAAAUUUUUCUAGCUUUAAAAAAAAUGGCAAAUCCCAAGGAACUCAUUGACAGAGAUGUGAAACAACAACAAAAGAGGAAACAAAAUAAGUAUAUAUCAUAUUAGUCUAAGGCCUUUAAUUUAGACAGAAGAAAAAAACCACCCCAUACAUAGAAUUAGUUUGAUGAGCAAGUUGCUAAAUAAUUACAAUUCAUAAUAAUUUUUAGUUAUCAAGGGUUUCAUUGUAUUCAGUGUACUCAAAUUUAUUAAAUGAUACUUUUUACAGACUUUUUAAUGAAAAUGGUUAAUGUGAAAAUAAUUUUGGCUCUUGAAGGAAGUCAGACUUAUUUAUAACAUACGUAUUUAUAAAGAAUACCUCCAUUCAUGAUGGGGCAGUAUAUACACUACUAUAAUUUAUAAACAUUGUUUAUACUUUUGCAUCACCUAGAUUAUAUGGAUUGAUAUGCUAUUUUUAGAACAAAGUUUUCAUAGUAUGUGUUUUUCACAAUUUAUGUGACUUCAAGUAAGACUGAGUCAAAGUUUACCUCUGGUAAUUUUGUACAUAAUUGGAGCUUUGUCUUAAAAUUUUUAACAUUUGGAUUUUCUUAGUUGUAGGAAACAAAUGUAAAACUCUUACAUAGAAAGAUCUGUAUAAAAUUGGCUUAGGUAUUUAAAUUGGAGAAAAAUAUAAAACUUUUGCUCUAUUUUCUUUCAAGACUAUCUUUGCUUCAAACAAUUAUGCAAAAUGUAUAUACAUAUAUUUUUUAAAAUCAGAAUGUUUAUACUAGAUUAAGUGUUUCAUCUUAUUAAAUGGUACAGAUUUUGAAAUACAAUUUCCUUCUGUUUAUGAAUACACAGACAUUUCAUGGUGGGGAGAGGGAAUAUCAGUGUACCUUUGAAACAUGGUAAAUGUAAUUAAUCUGGUGAUUUCUCAACAGGUGUUUUAAUCUAAACCAUAUUUGUUUUGAAAUAUGUACUAAAAUUCUUUCACACGGUAGUUUCCAUGUGUGGACAGUAGACACAUGAAAUUUAUAUGAAUAUAAUGCAUGUUGCCUAUGGUUGUGAAAUAUUUAACACUGCAAAAGCAAUGUAGUUUGGAAAGUUUAUACUUAAUUCAUCUAGGGGUAUCAAAAUAGUCAGUACAAUGUUUUUAAAGAAAUCAGAACAGACAUUCAUUUGAGAUGCAAUGUCCUUU